Musca domestica (house fly) is the source of this 7071-nucleotide messenger RNA. RefSeq lists its product as uncharacterized. Lineage: Eukaryota; Metazoa; Arthropoda; Insecta; Diptera; Muscidae. The transcript is spliced from 6 exons. The record is from RefSeq and is a predicted model, not a curated record. Gene Ontology annotation, biological process: regulation of transcription by RNA polymerase II; chromatin remodeling. Gene Ontology annotation, molecular function: RNA polymerase II cis-regulatory region sequence-specific DNA binding; DNA-binding transcription factor activity, RNA polymerase II-specific. The coding region runs from base 2290 to 5628 and encodes 1112 amino acids.
GUAAAAUAUCAGUUGUGCGACAACUUGCGUUAGGUAAGCAUGUUGUGACGCGCGUUUGCACAAAAGAAUCGAAACGACAACGAAGACGACGACGGAUGAUAAAAACGCCGCUCCAUGAACAACAGCAGCAACAAUAAAACUAAUAAUACUAAUACAACAUAGAUAGCAAAUCCAACAAACAGCCGACCCCCUUCUCUUCUCCAUCACCAAAAUACAAACAAACCAGCAAAAGCGAGAAACGUUUGUUGUAACAUUACAAACCGAAAUUAUUUUGUUUUCUAAUGACAUCGACGACAAAUUAUGUCUUGUUGCUGAUGUGUGUUUGUUUUUUUUUUUUUUUGUUUUUGUUGUAACAAUAAAAAUCACAAAAUAUAGAUAUUUUGUUGUUGUUUAGUUUUCUAUGGGACAGAGCGAUUGAUGAUCAUGUCGGUUUGGUAUGAUGAGAAGAAGUUCGAUGAUGAUGGUGGUGUUGCUGGUUAUGCUUUUUAGAUAAAUUCAAUACAAAUGAAUUAAAACAAAUUGACAAUUGUAAUUGAUAACAGCAGCAGCAAUAGCAACAGCAACAGCAAUAAAAACAAUAACAUAACAGUCAAUAAUCAAGACAACGGCGUGAAAUCAAACAACAACGUCGUGUCGAUUUUGUAUGGCGUGCGCGAAAUGUAUGACGGCAAUGAAAUCGUCGGUGACAGCAACACCAGCGGCGUCGGCACAAACAACACUUAGAUUUAAACAACAAAACUAAAGAAACAAAAUCAUAGAUGUUUGCUGUUUGUUUUUGUUUUCCUUCUGUCAUCUACUUUUGCAAAGUGUGAUAACAACAACAGCACCAAUUACUAUAACUAAUUGUCAAAGCCUUAGACGUAGAAGAAGAACUAGUCGGUCUAAGGAGAGAAGGCAAAAAAAAAAAAUAAAUAAACUCUAGUUAAACAUUUGCAAAAUAACCAACCUACCAGCCCAUCCGACCGACCAAUCACUUGGGCCGUCUUCUAGGCAGGCAGGCAAAGUGAAGAGUCGUGGAGCACCAAAAGGCGACAACACCAUUCGAUUUGACAGCUUAUCAGAGCGCAUUUGACAUUGCGUGUUGACAGUCAUUGCAUGGCGCCCGUUCGAUCAAGUGCCCCGAUAUUUAUUGAGUACAAACUUCUAACGAAAGAGCGAAUGAGUAACGUAACACUUAGAGAACACACCAACUAAGUAAACGGAUUGAACACAGAUUAGCGUGGCAUUAAGAGCAAACAAAAUAAAAGAUAAACAAAAGAUAACAGAUUUUUAUGAAAAAUAAAAAUUUUAUUUAUUUACAAAUAAAUUAAAAAAAUCAAGUGUUGCAAAUUUUUUCCAAAAAAAAAAAAAAAAAAUCCUGGAAAGUUUUGAAACACUUAUUGUGCCGUUUUCAAUUUUUUACUUACUUCCUAGUCGGGCGGUAUUUUUUAAUCGAAUUCAUAGCUGUAAAAUAAGAACAGAAAACCAACAACAACUCCACAACGGCUAGUUGGUGUCACCUGUUUUUUGUCUUUCAUCCUUCCUUCCUUCCUUCAAACUAUUAAUGGUCGGUCAAUGUUUUACAUCAAACAACAAACUGGCAGCUGUCACAAAUUGCCUAUUAAACUAAACAUUAAAAUAACAACAACAAGUAAAAUUGCCAAGCCACCAAAAAAAGGGGAAAACCUAACAUGAUCUACCUGUAACAGAAGAAAAAACUAAAAAUCCCAAAAAUUGAAAAUUAAAAACAAAAAAAUUGUCACCCCUGUGAGCAAGGCUCAAUGGAAACCCAGUUCUGAAAGCAAGAAAUCUGCCUUUGUUUAGCGUAUGCCAAAUGAAGUUUAAGUGAUUAGAUUUAUGGCUUUAUGGUUACUAAUUGGUUACACCCUCAUUUGAAACCUUUGUACUAACUACCAAGACAAAUCUAUGACAAUUUUACGGCCCAAACUAAGCCAUUAAACUAAAAAAAACAAAAGACAGAAUUUAAAAUUAAAAAAAAAAAAAAAUACUUUCAUCUAAAGAUAAACAUAAACACUCAAUUAAACUCCCAUACAGCUUAGUUCAUGGCGCCUAAAGGCCAAGAUAAAAAAUUCCAAAAAAAUCAUAAAAUAAAUCCGACGGCAUUUAAUAUCAAUAGCUAACAUAAAAUAACAAUAAAAUAAUAAUAAAAAAUAUUAAAUAAUAAAAACCUUUAAAACAAAAAAAACUUCAAGAAAUUAAUUAACCCAAACCAAUAUACGAAAAACACUUUCAUCACUCCCCCCCCCACUCGGUCUAUCUCUGUAAUUAUACGAAAAAACGGUUAAAGAAAUGGAUUUUCAAAGUGCUAUGGAAACAUUUGCCGAAGCAUGGGUUGCUGCCAAUGCCGGACAACAGAGCCAAGCUUUGGCAUUAACACGUGUGGCCAAUGCCGCUGCUGCAGCAGCCGCCGCUAAUGCCAACAAACAGGUUAACAAUGAAUCAAUGCAUGGCGAUAUUGUGGUUAAGACAGAGCAUUCAGUGUCGCCACCACCACCACCCUUGCCUCCCCCAGCAAUGCAGCAACCACCCUCGUCAUUGGUAUCCUCACUGGGUCAUCACAGCAAUCGACAAUCUCCCACAAAUACAAAUGCACAAAACUCUUCUUCAUCCACUGCUGCAGCUGCAGUUGGAAACGAAGAUGCCAACAAUGAGGCUAAUCGCUUACAGCAGCAGCGCAGAUCCUCUUUGCAGGGUGUCCAAGAUAAAUUGCAACAACUACAGCAAUUGCAACAACAAAAUGACUUGCAACGCAGUCCCCAUUACUCGGCCGGUAAUUUGUCCAAUCACAAUACCACACCAUCGCCCACAUUGCAUCGGGAAAUGUCCUCCACACCUCUGGGUCAGCCUAAUUCUUCGACUAGUCAAAAUAGUUCCACACCAAAGUUAAACGAACGUGAUGAUCAUCAGCAUCAUAAUCUAACGCAUCCUAAUACCUCAGCUCAACAACAGCAGCAACGUUCUGAUGGUCAUCAUCAUGGUCCACGUGUUAUGGGCAGUAUAACGUGUCUGCCACCGUCAGCAUUAAAUGCAGUAGCAGCAGCCGCCGCAGCCCAACAUCAUCAGCAACAGCAGCAGCAACAACACCACCAUCAACAACAUCAGGCCACGGAGAAAGUGCUUAGCACCACAGCUGGGCCCAUAGAACCGCGCAAAGAUUUCGAUCUAACCAAAGUCAAUUCAAAAUCAUUACCAUUACACUGUGUGGUGGAGUCGGUGCACUCAUUGCAGGCAUCUCUGACCAUAGAUCAACGAAGUCCAUGGAAACGAAGGCCAAAUGUUGAGACAGAUAGUUAUGUGAUUGUGGCGGCAAACACACCCUGGUCGGAGAUAGUACAAACAGCAUUACAAAGGUUGGGUUAUUCCCAGGAGACAGCAGCAACGGCAAGAGGUUCCUUAAUAAUAAAAAACUGGAAGCCCAUACCCUUGGAGCAUAUUUCCGAUAAUCCUGUAGUUCCUGUUUCCGAUAUUAUUGGCGAACUAACGUCGGUGGUAACGCUGCGCAUUGUCAUCUUGCGAUGUAAACCCUCACCAUUUGGUGAAAUCAAGGAUAAACUUUUAAAGCUUUUGGUUCUGCAAUCACAUGCGGUUUUACGUUCAACCGGUUGUCCAUUGGAUGAGGUCACCCUCUCACAAAUAUGCCGCAGUUCAUACCAGAAUCCCUUUGCAUUUCCCGGCGGCGAUAUACCCGAAGAGUUGCGUCGCAAAUUCGAUCAAUGGUGGUCGAAUCAACUAUCACCCCAGGCCUCGAUGACACCAAAACUAUUGCCCUUCAUGGGUGCCCCGCCGGCGGGUGUUAACAAUGAAAUGGAACACAAUAUGGGUACUGCAGCGCUGGCCGCAGCAGCAGCUGCCGCCGCUGCGGCACAAGCUGGUCUUCAUGCCGCCUCGACAGCGGUGGGUAGCAAUGUUCCCACAAGCAUUAGUGCAUCGCGUGAAUCUUUGUUGCUAAACGAUUCAAAUAGUCAUCACACAUCGGCUGUCCUGCCCGGCACUCCGACAUCACAUCAUGCCAAUAUGAUGGUACAUCCUGCCAUGCAUGCCAGCAUGCAUCAUCAUGCCAGUCUGUCGCAUUCACAGUUUUCCAAUCAAAAGACACGCAUGCGCACAAGUUUCGAUCCUGAAAUGGAAUUGCCACGUCUACAGAAAUGGUUUCAAGAAAAUCCCCAUCCCUCAAGGCAACAAAUCCAGGCCUAUGUGGUACAGCUAAAUGCCUUGGAAUCACGUCGCGGUCGCAAGCCUUUGGAUGUCAACAAUGUGGUGUAUUGGUUUAAGAAUGCCCGGGCAGCCCAGAAACGUGCCGAAAUGCGUGGUGGUUUCGGGGCCAUGCAGGCGGCCAUGAAUGGUUAUUUGGGUCAACACAGUCAGCUGGGCCAGACGUCGGGUGGCAGCAGUACCGGUAGCAUGAGCAGCCAACAACAGAUUAUGGGUUCCAGCAUGGGCAACUUAUCGCUGUCCAAUGACUUUAUGAAAAGUCCCUUGAGUUUAAAAUCCGAAGAUAUUGAUACCAUGUCCCAGCAUUCAGAUGAUUUGGAUGAUGAUCAAAGUCGUCCCAACUCUCCCCAAUUGCCACUCUCGCUAACCAUCCAUGAGCGGCAUCAAAACGAUAACGAGGCGAAUGACAACAAAGAGGGCCACAAUGAUAAUCAACACAUUUCACCCAUGAAUGCUGAUAUUGAAGUGAAACCCGAUAAUCUCAAUGAAUCACAAAAUGAACGCUCUCAUUCGCGGUCAUUUGAGGAGCGGGAGAAAUAUGACGCCAAUAACAUGACUAAAGAGAAACACAGUAAUGAUGAGGGAGGCAAUGCUUCGACGGAGGCUGCACACAACAAUGGUGAUGGUGAGGAGCAACGCGAUGAAAAUGAGACCAACAACAAUUCGUCCAAUUCUCUGAACAACAACAGUGGCAGCAACAACAAUCAGUCAUUGGAUAAUUCCCACAACAAUUCACGGCCCUCUUCGCCCAAACCAAGCUCUUCCAAGGAGGACGAUGAAGAUCUCGAUAUGGACGAUGACGACGAUGAUGAUGACAAUGAUGCCAGUCGUUUGCACGAUUUUCGUUCACCCUCGCCGGACAUGAACAAUGCCAUGCUGGCGGCCCAACGCAAAGAUCUACCAUUUCCAAUGGUGCCAAAUAAUAUGUUCUCGCAAUCCUUCAUGUACAUGAGUCAUUAUAUGCCAGGUUUUGGUCAGGCAGCUGCCGCCGCCGCUGCAGGACAUCCCCAUGCUGCAGCAGCCCAUCACGCCGCGGCUGCUGCCGCCGCAGCUGGUAUGCAAGCCAACUCCCUAAUGCCGGGCGGUGGUCUCAAUCUCUCGAAUAUCUCAUCGGAGGAGAGACGUAAACGAAAUCGUACAUUCAUCGAUCCCGUUACAGAGGUGCCAAAGUUGGAGCAGUGGUUCGCCAUGAACACACAUCCAUCGCAUAGUCUGAUCUUAAAGUAUACGGAGGAUUUGAACACAAUGCCCUAUAGACAAAAGUUCCCCCGUUUGGAGAGUAAAAAUGUUCAAUUCUGGUUCAAAAAUCGUCGGGCCAAAUGUAAACGUCUCAAAAUGUCGCUGUACGAUACCAAUCAAUGUUCCCAGCUGGCAGGUUUGAAUUCCUUUGUACAUAAAUACGAUGAACGUGAUUAAAGAAAUGUUUGAAAAGAAAAAAAAAAAAAACAACUCUAAAAAGGCAAUAUUGUUUAUAUUAAAUAACAACAAGAAGUUAUAAAUAAAAUAAAAUUACAAAAAAAACCAUAUCAAUUAUUUCCCUUUUGUAAUUUAUAAAAGAAACUAAUUUUCGUCGAUAUAAAAUAUUAAAAAACACACAAAAACUACUGUAAAGAAAUUCCAGCCAAUUUCGAUAGUAAUUAAUUAAAAACUAUGUAGAAUUGUUAAAACAAAAUUAAAUUUUUUAGGUCUAAAAUUUAUUGAAAUAGAAACAAAAGAAAAACGACAAAUAACAUUGCAUGCAAACUUAAAAUUAUAAUAAACAAAAAUUUCGAAAAAAAAAAUAUUAUUUAAAUAAUAAACUAAAACAUGACCACUUAACAGACCCAGUUUAAGCUAUGCAGCAUAAAUAAUUAAUUUUUUAGCAUGCAAAAUAAAACAAUUAAUGAAUAUGUAGCAAAUAAAUGAAUUAAGUUACCAAAGAUGGCAUUUCAUUAUAAUUUUACUAUAUUUUUAUUAGUAAAAAAAUUAAUAAUUUUUAAUAUAAACUUCAUAUUUGUAUAAUUUUAAUUUUAAGUAUUUUUAUAAAAAAAGAAAAGAAAAAACAACUUUGCCUUAUUUGUUUUUAAGUUUUUUUUUGUUAUAGAUAGAAUGAGCAUAAAAUAAUAUAUAAUUUAAAAAUUAUACAUACCCUCAUAUGCAAUUAGAAACAUUUAUUUAAAUUUCUUUUACUUCAAUUAAAACAAUAAUUUUUCUAAAAAAUUUCAAAUAUUUUUUCCAUAUUUGGUAUUUAAUGCCUACUUAUUUUUAGGACACAUUUUUAAGAGGUUUGAAAGAAAUUUAAAAAAAAAACAUUGUUUUGUUUCCUAUUGUUUUAUUAUGAUUUUCAAAACUUUUUAAAUUUAUUACAAAAAUUGAAUAAAAAACUAGCAAUUUCACAUUAUGUGUAAUUUGUAUAUUAAACGUGUUUAUAUGCAAACAUUAUUAAUUCUUACUAUAUAUACACACACACACGCAAAACCAUGAACUAACACUUUGACAUAAAAUAUGUAGCAUACAUAGUUAUACACACAUAAAUACAUACAAACAUUUUAAUGCAUCGCAAUUAUCACAUUAAGUAGUUAAUAAGUAUUAAUUAAAAUAGCAUUUUAUUAUCAUUACAACUAUUACCAAACAUCAUUUAUUUCCCCCUCUCUCUGCUAUAUAUAUAAAUAUUAACUAAAACAAUAAAAAACAUGAAAUUUCAUUGAAAUGAACACAAUUGUUUAUUCUCUAAAUAAAUACAUAAAUUUACUGCAAGUAUUCAAAUCAAUUGACAAGAAAAACGUUAAUUUAAGCAUAACAAAAAACUACUAAAUAAAUAAAUCAAUUAAUUUUAUUAAAUUUAAUUUUAAUUUAAUAAUAAUAAUAAAGAAAACAACA